AUGUCCUUAUGAAUAAAAGAAAAUCCAUGUGUUGAAGAAAUAUUGGAAUUUACCUUGGAGGUUAAACAUGGCCAGAGAAGGAAUAGGAAUCGUCUUGGCUUUCCUGCUGACCCAUGUGUGUGUUGUGGAAACUCUUGAUUUUUCAGGAACAAGCGUGAAUUUACAGUUUACCUACACAGAUGGGUCAGUGCAUCAUACAGGAGGACGAUGUGCAGAUCAAGUGGAAUACAUUAUGGUCGUUGAAGUGAAUGCAUCUGAAGCUGCAGUGAUCAGCGAUAUAACAUCUUCUGUGAACUCUGUCAUACUUCCAUUUCAAGUGGACGAAAGUGUUGAAAUUACAGCUUUUAACAUUUCAACGGUGUGUUCUUUGAAUGAAACACAGUAUCAGUGUAAAUGUGAGGGUCUGUUUGUUUGGCCGAAUGACACGUGUCACUCAUACGAGGCCUGUGAUGACAUCACUGAUGGUUCAUGUACAUGUAUCAAUGCCCUUCCAAUCGACGGACAGUUCUGCCAAGAGCCAAUUUCUGAGUUUACGUACGAGUAUGAGGCUGAAAUUGAUGUUAGUUUUUUGGACUUGUUCCCGGCGGAGUUCCUGCGCAAUCUCGUCACAAACACCAGCCUGCCUUUGACUCUGAACAACAACACACACAUCACAGACAUCGACAUGACUACUGUGUGUGUGUUAAAUGGAACAGAAUAUGAGUGCAAGUGCGAGGAGCAGCAUUUUUGGCCCAGUGACACCUGCAGGGUCUAUCAGGUGUGUGAUGCCACUGUGGGAGGCACUUGUGGAUGUAUUCGAGGUCUUCCUUCAGAGGGUUCACUUUGUCAGAGAGAUAUAAAUGAAUGUCUGUUCUGUCCAUCUGUAUGUGGACCAAAUUCCACUUGCACAAAUCUGUUGGGAAGUUACAAUUGCUCAUGUCUGGAUGGAUUCACUGCAACAAACUCAAGUCUCCCUAUCAGCAUCAAUAACACAUGUAGAGAUAUUAAUGAAUGUCUCAACUCAUCGCUAGCGUGUGGGCCGAAUGCUAACUGUUCCAAUUACGAAGGAAACUAUUCAUGCUCUUGUUGGCAAGGAUAUAAUGCUACAAAGAUGAAUGAGACUAUAAAUAACAAUAACCCGUGCAUAGAUAUUAAUGAAUGUCAGUUCAUUCCAUCUGUAUGUGGUCCAAAUUCCAAUUGCACAAAUCAGUUGGGAAGUUACAAUUGCUCAUGUCUGGAUGGAUUCACUGCAACAAACUCAAGUCUCCUCAUCAGCAUCAAUAACACAUGUAGAGAUAUUAAUGAAUGUCUCAACUCAUCGUUGGCGUGUGGGCCGAAUGCUAACUGUUCCAAUUACGAUGGAAACUAUUCAUGCUCUUGUUGGCAAGGUUAUAAUGCUACAAAGAUGAAUGAGACUAUAAAUAACAAUAACCCAUGCAUAGAUAUAAAUGAAUGUCAGUUCAUUCCAUCUGUAUGUGGUCCAAACUCUAAUUGCACCAACUCAGUUGGGAGUUACAACUGUUCCUGCUUGAGUGGAUUUACUGUAACAAAUAGCAGUGAACCAGUCAGCACCAGUAACCCAUGCAAUGAUAUUAAUGAAUGUCUCAACUCAUCGCUGGCGUGUGGACCGAAUGCUAACUGUUCCAAUUACGAAGGAAACUAUUCAUGCUCUUGUUGGCAAGGAUAUAAUGCUACAAAGAUGAAUGAGACUAUAAAUAACAGCAACCCAUGCAUAGAUAUAAAUGAAUGUCAGUUCAUUCCAUCUGUAUGUGGUCCAAAUUCCACUUGCACAAAUCAGUUGGGAAGUUACAAUUGCUCAUGUCUGGAUGGAUUCACUGCAACAAACUCAAGUCUCCCCAUCAGCGUCAAUAAUAUAUGUAGAGAUAUUAAUGAAUGUCUCAACUCAUCGCUGGCAUGUGGACCGAAUGCUAACUGUUCCAAUUACGAAGGAAACUAUUCAUGCUCUUGUUGGCAAGGAUAUAAUGCUACAAAGAUGAAUGAGACUAUAAAUAACAAUAACCCAUGCAUAGAUAUUAAUGAAUGUCAGUUCAUUCCAUCUGUAUGUGGUCCAAAUUCCAAUUGCACAAAUCAGUUGGGAAGUUACAAUUGCUCAUGUCUGGAUGGAUUCACUGCAACAAACUCAAGUCUCCUCAUCAGCAUCAAUAACACAUGUAGAGAUAUUAAUGAAUGUCUCAACUCAUCGUUGGUGUGUGGGCCGAAUGCUAACUGUUCCAAUUACAAAGGAAACUAUUCAUGCUCUUGUUGGGAAGGAUAUAACGCUACAAAGAUAAAUGAGACUAUAAAUAACAAUAACCCGUGCAUAUCACGUGCAACACCAUCAACACCAACACCAUCAACAAAGCCAACAGUAAUUGGAAUGUCAAUGACAAUAAAUCGGACUUUUGACACACUUCUUACGGACCCUGAAAGCGAGACUUACAAAAAUUUAUCUGGAGAUAUUGAGUUCAAAAUUAAUGAAAGUUAUUCUAGUAAGCUAAAAGGCUACAUUUCUGGUUCAGUAAAAGUCUCUGGCUUCAGGGCUGGUAGUGUUAUAGCAGACUACACAAUAAGUGCAACAUCCAAUAGCCUUGAUUUUGGAGCAGCAAACACACAGAUUUCUGACUCUCUUAAGGAAAUAAAAAUUCAAUUAGUUGAAAAUGCUUUUGCUCAAAGUGAACAGACAGUUUUCACAAACGAUCAGUUAUAUCCUCUGCAAAGGGUAGACCUGAAAUGUAAUCAGCCAGACUCUGCAGAGGGUCAGAUAAAAUGGACAAUGGAUAACGAAGAUCUUGUGAAAAACGCAAAAUAUUUAAUUUCCAGUGACAAUAAAACUCUCACUAUGCUAAACGCUACUGAAAGUUACAGUGGUCGAUAUUCAUGCAUUAAACAAAGGAAUACAAUACCAUACAUUCUGUGGCAAAACAUCAUUAUUAAUCAACGUCCCCGUAUCAUUGUUGGGGAAAAUCAACGUGUUUUUCCAUGUGAUGGCAGCAGUUUUCAACUGAAAUGUUCUGUUGAUGUUGGCUACAAUCUUGAGUGGGUUCUGGAUGGAACAGUAAAGAUUACAGGAACUGACAGUAUCACAUUAAACAAUGCUACUCGGAGUGGAAAUUGUACAGAUCAAACCUUUACUUGUCGUCUCAAGGAUCUGCCACAACUACAGAAUUACAGUUAUAGCUAUAGCAGCGUCACAGUAAGGACAAGCCCAGAAGGUUUUGACUGUAAAAAUGAAGAACUUGGAGCUGGAAAAACAAAUGACGUGAAGACAGGAGUCUGUGGAACUGGCACCAAAGGCACCAAAACUUUCAGAUGUGAAUCAUAUGCUUGGACACCAUUUGAGGACAACUGUGUACUUGAAGUUAUCGACAACCUUAAAAACAAACUUGAGUCCUUGCGUGUGGAGGAGAUUCCAGGGUUUAUGGCUAACCUCAGCAUUGCCACAUCAGAGAAUAAUUUUAAUAUAACACAGUCUGCUGCUACUGUCAGAGCAAUUGUUGACAUACUCUUUAAAAUUGCUGACUUGUCACAAACUAUUGUCAUCAAAAAACCAGUGAUGGAGAGUUUCCUAAACACAGUGGACAUUAUUGUAUCAGGCAAUGUCAGUAAUACAUGGAACAAACUGAACAAAGGCAACAACACAGGAGACACCAGCAUUAAACUUCUGAGUGCUAUUGAGAAUAUAAGUGACCGUCUCACAGAUGAGUUUAAUAUCUAUGAAACAUCCAUUCAGCUGAAUAGAACUACAUUUAACAACUCAUUCACUUUAACCUCAGCACUGCCAAACUCAACAACAGAGAUUGUAUUACCACUGGUUCCUCAUGAGACUACCAUUACCAUCAUAAUCUUCACAACUCUUGACAAAGUCCUACCUUCUCAAGGUACUAAUGACAGCAGGAAAUCAGAUGUGCGCAUCAAUGGAGAUGUGGUUGUUGUUAAGGUUAAUGAGACUCUCAACAAUAUUUCUUUGACAUUUGACAUUACUAAUCAGUCUUUGGGAAAUCCUCAGUGUGUCUUUUGGAACUUCAAACUCAACACAUGGGAUUCCACUGGAUGUGAAGUAAAGCGGAACAGCACUGGUAACAUUACAUGUGAAUGUAACCACACAACCUCCUUUUCAAUCCUAAUGUCACCGUUUUCCAUUGAUAACAUAGCCUUAGCCUAUAUAACUUACAUUGGCAUAGCUAUUUCGAUGGCCAGCUUGAUUAUUUGUCUGAUUAUUGAGGCUAUUGUAUGGAAGUCAGUAAGAAGAAAUGACACGUCCUACAUGCGGCACGUCUCCAUAGUCAACAUUGCUGUGUCCCUUCUGAUUGCAAACAUCUGUUUUAUCAUUGGAGCUGCGAUCGCAGAACUAGAACAGCCAACCUCAGUGGGUCGCUGCAGUCCAGUGGUUUUCUUCAUGCACUUUUUUUACUUGGCUCUUUUCUUCUGGAUGUUAAUGUCAGCACUGUUGCUCUUUUAUCGUACAGUUAUGGUCUUGUCUCAAAUGUCAAGGGCCAAAAUGAUGGUCAUUGCCUUCAUAGCCGGUUAUGGUGCACCUUUGCUCAUAGCGGUUAUUACUGUAGCAUCAACAGCUGGACCUCAAAAUUAUAUUUCCAAAAGAAAUGCAUGCUGGCUGAACUUGUACGAAUCAAAGGCCCUGCUGGGAUUUGUGAUUCCAGCUCUCACUAUUGUAGCCAUAAACCUUGUGGUUUUGAUUGUGGUUCUGUACAAGAUGUUGAGGAGAGGAGUUGGUGCUGCUACUCAACCAGAUGAGAAACAUGCCCUGGUGGUCAUUGCCAGAUGUGUGGCCAUUUUGACUCCUAUUUUUGGUCUAACAUGGGGAUUUGGAAUUGGAACCAUGGUGUCACAGGAUUUAGGCAUUCAUGUGGUGUUUGCACUCCUCAAUUCACUGCAGGGAUUCUUUAUUUUGGUGUUUGGAACGCUUCUAGACAGUAAGGUUCGUGAGUCACUACCAGGAAAACAGUUGCUACAGAAACUCAGUUCCAGUCGUACCAAGAGCACCAGUGCUGGAUCAUCAUCUGCAUCUAGACUGCCUUUCUUGCAAAGGAACGGACGGAGACAUGUGCUCAACGUAUCUGAAACCAACCCUUCCUCGGCAGUUACAUCUUCAGACAGCUCCAAUGGCUCAUACGCUGUUAUGGACACUUAGAGCACCAAAAGUGUUUUUUUUACUACAACAAGCUACAUGUUUGUUCUUUUACUGUACAGCCUCCCACAAAAUGGUAAAAUAUUGUAAAAAUUUGAAUAAUUGUAUGUGCACGGCUUUUACACAGGUUGUUUAAAAAUAUUCUUUAUUUUUUGUAUUAAUAUGGUCUAGAGUUACAUUAGUAUUGUUAUAUCGUAUAUAUAUAUAUAUUGUUUUUUUCAAACCGUAAUAGUACUGCCUUAAUGUUCUAUAUGUGCGGCAGGUAAACUAUGAACUAUAUGAACACAUAUGCAAAAACAUUACAAAAGGGUCUUUCUGCAGCCAUUGCUCCAUCAUUUGACCUUUUUUAGAAUAGGCCUGGUUGGUUAAUUUCUAGAACUAUUUUUGCAAUGACAAAUGCAUUUUCAUUCAUCAACAUAGAAGCAUUUGCACUGGGUUCUUAUCAUUCAUAUAAUGUUAUUUUAACAUUAUAAAUGAAGUAUAUGUUAAUAUAUACAUACUGGCCAUCAAUCAGAGCUAGAAAUGUCAAGCUGUGGAAAACAAAGUGCUCAUUUAGGUGUUCUUGUUUUAUAUUACAUGAUAUGGUACUUCAGCAAUAUGUUAAGCAGCAGUGUUGUGUAUCUGCAUGAUUGCAAAUGUUUCUUUUUUUUUCAGAAAUAUAUAAUAAGUAUACUGUAAAAUCCAAUAGUUUACAUUAUUUGGAUAUAAUUAGUUAUCUUUACUUAGUUAUAUCAUUAUAAUUCUCUUUCUACUGAUGCAACAAUAUAUUAUGAAUUCAUAGUUAUUUGGUUUCAAAGGAAGGGAAGUAAUAAAUUGAUUAAUUUUAUAAGAUAACCAAACUUAUAUUUAAAACAUUAGCUGUAUGUUUCAUGUUGAUUAACAAUCUUUCUACAAUUUUAUUGUUUUUCAUAAACACCUUGUGAAGUUUUUAUUUGGGUUGUAUAUCAUCUUUUAGUAUUUGUGUCAAUAUCUUGAAGGCAACCAUUUUCACAUGGUAUAUACACAGUCACACCAAACACAACAAUGGUAACAAUAAAAUUUUAUUUAUUUUAUUAAUUGUAACAAUAAGCAUUUUAUUUGCUCUUUUGGUUGUACUAUUACUGACACGAGACAGGAAAAAUAGGUAGUGGUCAAUAAACAACACAUUCUCCAGACAAAGAGGGGGCCUGCUCCAUCUUUCAAGAAUAAUA
Messenger RNA from Carassius auratus (goldfish), 6315 nucleotides. Its product is annotated as adhesion G protein-coupled receptor F5-like. Gene Ontology annotation, molecular function: calcium ion binding; G protein-coupled receptor activity. The record is from RefSeq and is a predicted model, not a curated record. The transcript is spliced from 30 exons. Gene Ontology annotation, cellular component: membrane. The coding region runs from base 68 to 5128 and encodes 1686 amino acids. Gene Ontology annotation, biological process: cell surface receptor signaling pathway; adenylate cyclase-activating G protein-coupled receptor signaling pathway. Lineage: Eukaryota; Metazoa; Chordata; Actinopteri; Cypriniformes; Cyprinidae.